AUGGAUGCUACUGCCCGAGAUGAUGUUGUUCUUACUCUAACAGAAUCAGACGAUGUUACUUAUAGACAAAUCGUAAAGCGUCGUCGCCUCGCUCUUCUCUGUCAUUUUAUCGCACGCUCAUCAGCUCUGAUUUUCUAUCUUUUUUGUUCCUGGUUCACUACUGCCUUCAUCGCUCCUGUGGUUGCUCUUCUGACUCUUUUUGCCAUCGAUUUUUGGCUUGUUAAGAACGUUAGUGGUCGUCUUCUCGUCGGUCUCCGAUGGUGGAAUUCAAUUGAUCCACAGACUGGUGCUUCCAAAUGGGUUUUUGAAUCUGCUGAUCGUGCAGCUGCAGGUGACGAGUCAGUAAGCAGCCGGGAACGCGCUUCUCGUCGCUCCGCUGCUCGCCUAUUCUGGCUUGGAUUGCUCCUGUUCCCGGUGAUUUGGGCUAUCCUUGUUCUGGUUGCAGUUUUUUCAUUGAAGCUCGCCUGGUGUCUUGUUGCUGCUUGUGGAUGUUUGUCUGGGUCGGUCAAUGCCUACGGAUAUCUGCGGUGUCGCUUUAAAGGAAAUUCUAUCGGCGGUAACACUGCAGGUACUAGUUUGAACGGUUUCUUGACGGCAAAGAUGGCCAAAUCAGUGAUUUCGGAUCUGUGGUCGAAUGACGCGAAUCAGCAUAAUCAGCAGCAGCAACAGCAGCCUCCUAGUCUCAUCUAG
Molecule: messenger RNA, 690 nt
Organism: Hydatigera taeniaeformis
Lineage: Eukaryota; Metazoa; Platyhelminthes; Cestoda; Cyclophyllidea; Taeniidae
Source: the annotation of a GenBank genome assembly